Messenger RNA from Penaeus monodon (black tiger shrimp), 1233 nucleotides. RefSeq lists its product as uncharacterized. The record is from RefSeq and is a predicted model, not a curated record. Bases 118 to 483 code for a protein of 121 amino acids. Lineage: Eukaryota; Metazoa; Arthropoda; Malacostraca; Decapoda; Penaeidae. The transcript is spliced from 4 exons.
GGUGUGUUAGCCAGGGGCCGGAUACUCAACCACGAUGACAACCACGCCAUUCAGCAUUCAGCAGUCAUAGCGAGCAAGGCGUCGUUUUUCCUACUGUGAAAUCUGCAAUUUUCAAAGAUGCCCGUCGACACUGAAGGAGUCAUCUCCUUCGUGAUCGCAGUGUGCAGGGAGGAGGAUAUGAAGGUUGUCAUAAAGCAAAAUAUUGUCUUCAGGGCCGGGCCUGACAACUACGCCAGAGCUGCAUUAGCGAAAAGAUCAGCUGACAGACUAGAGCAGAAAACCAAGAGUGUCGAGGACAUCAUAAAACAAGAACUGAACCCAGAACAGCGUGAAGAACUUGCAGAUUCUGUGAGGGAAGCAGUGAAAGAUGUGGGUUUCAUGGAGAUUAGCCCCAACUGCAUAGAAGUGUGGUCUGUCAAAAGGCGGAUUAUUGAGGUGGUCAGACGGUUCUUCGAGUUUCAACUGAAUUUGGAGAUUGUGUAGUUGUUGCGAUAUUUCCCUGACCACCCAAUGUGUUGCAAAAAUCACCUUUCACACACUUUGUUUCCAUAUGCUGGCCAAGCAAAAUAUGUCACUAACUUAUCUGAUGACCCCAUAUGCCAUGCUCAGACUGUCUGUCACACUCAGGACUGAGGUUGAUUUUAUCCUGUUUUCUGUUUUUAUCCUGUUCAUUAUCUGUUUCUUAGAGUGCUUUGUUUUUUCCCCCCAUAUUUUCAAACAUUUAUUAUUUGUUUAUAACAUGAAACAGGUAAAUGUUAAAAUACUUCUUUUAUUUAAAACCCUGUUAUAUUGCUGAAAUUUCAUCUUUGAGCAUCUUAAUUUCACUUACAUACUGAAUCAUACUGAUGUAUACCUUCACCUUUUCUUCAUAAAGUCUUUUUCCAAAUAUGUAUUUGGAAAAAAUUCAUCUUUCAAGUCUUCUCAAUUAUGCAUAUUUCACUGUGAUUAUUAGGCAUGUUGAUCUUUUCUUUACUCACAGGGUUCAUUUUCUUUAUCUCUUGUUUUUUUUUAAGUUGUUCAGUUCAGUUACCAUAGCUUUGUAUUUUUUAAAGAUCUAUUUCAAGGCCAGUAUUUUAAAAUUUAGAGUUUAUUUCACAUAUUUCUAGGCUUGGGAGGUGGCUUGUGUUUGCUUCUCCAGCCAUAAGCUGACCCAGUAUAUUUCCCCUCCUCCCACUCCUUUAUUCCAAUGUCACUCUUUUGUCGUCUUUUGUUAUAUUCUGUUUCCUGGAUUUU